Molecule: messenger RNA, 1948 nt
Organism: Lineus longissimus
Lineage: Eukaryota; Metazoa; Nemertea; Pilidiophora; Heteronemertea; Lineidae
Product: F-box only protein 7-like
Exons: 10
Coding region: 13-1539 (508 amino acids)
Biological process (GO): positive regulation of autophagy of mitochondrion
Molecular function (GO): protein kinase binding
Source: RefSeq, a predicted model, not a curated record
GUGAAAGUGAGAAUGAAAAUUCGAGCGAAAUUUGGUCAUCAAAGAGAGUUGAUUACGAUUGACUCAGAAGAUGACACGGUGUAUCUCUCAACGCUGAAAGCUGCCAUUAGAGCCAAGUUUCAUUUUGCAAGUGACACUGUGGUCAAUGUUGGCUUGAAUGGGAAGGAUGUUCUGCAAGGUGAUUCAACUCUGGCUCAACUGGGAAUUGUUUCUGGGGACUUGGUCAUUGUUACAACACCUUCCAAUGAUGGAAUACAAAACCAGCCCCUAAUUCCACAGGCUAAUGCGCAGAGUAAUGAUGCAUCCACAAAUAGAUCAAUGCCAAGUUCGAGUACGAGCUCGUCCACGAAUAAAUCAAUGCCAAAUGCAAGUCUGGGCUUGUCCAAAAAAUACAAAGAAUCUGUGAAUAUGGCACAAAAAGAUUCCGAAGGAGGUGGGGUAAAUUUGCAGCGACAGGACGAAGACGGUUUGGCCAUGGAUGUAGAAGAAACUGUUACUGACCCUGAAGUGAAUCGGUAUCUGUCUGAACCAAUGUUAUGUCGAGACUCUACUCGAGAUCAGGUUCCACAGCGGCUGGUGUUGCUGUAUCAAGACGCUGGUGUGCAGAAUGUAGCGGAUGCUCUGUGUGUGGUGCUACACCUCUUGAUGCUGGAGACGGGUUACACGGUAUCGUCAAGUUCAGCCUCUUCCUCAGUAGAUGAUGAUGACUCUAUGAAGAUGCCAAGUGGAUGGAGGUCACCAGGAGCUUACAGACUGCUCUAUCUUCAUAGAAAUAAUCCUAACGUUACUUCCAAAAUUAUUUGUGUGACGCUGGGUAGAAAAAUGGUUAUCCACGGUUGUGCAGAACUCCCUGAUAAAGAAGACUGCAGUCUUCAGCUCCAGAUAAACAUAUAUGAAUAUAUCCAGCAAAGCACUGGAGCAGCACACGAGGCCUACAAAAACUUACCCAAGCUGUCACAGGUCUUCAAAGACAAAAUCAGCUAUCGGUUGAUUGAGGAUUCACGGCAAUUGAUGGAGCUUCCUGCAUUGUCCGGGUUUAGCGGAUUAUUCUCCGAAUUGAAGUUUGCAGUUCUGAAGUAUCUCGACUUUAGAAGUCUUGUGAGAAUGUCCGCGACGUGUAGUGAGUUAAAAACAAUGGCAAGGGGGCGGUCUCUAUGGCGACGAUUGUAUCUUUUGGAAUUUGGCAGGAGAGGUGACGAAUCUCUGCACCAGGAUUGGCUACAGUAUUUCGAGGAAUCAUACAUCCGACGGAAAGAACGCGAGGAGAUGAUCCAUCGCCCUGUAUUUAUACCUGGUCCCCAGCCCUACCCUCAAGGAUGCUUUCGCCCACCUCUACCUUAUGCCCCUGGGGCGCCCACUGGCAUUAUUGGUGGAGAUUAUGACAUAGACCCUUUUGGAUUCCAUGGUCACAUGGUACCAAGACCUUUGGGGCCAUUCCGACCGCCGCGACCAGGUUUUCCUGGAUUGCCGGGCAACAGCCGUCCAUCGCGUGGAACCGGUGGACUAGGUGGAUUUGGACCACGCCCACCUUUUUUCUGAACGCGAAAAUCACAUUCGUGAGAGGUUACAGGAAGUGAAAUCACAGCUUACCAAAUUUCUGUGUAGAAAUAUUCUCACAUUAUAUACAAUGGGCAUUUAAAUCUACACAGUAAAAGUUAAACGGGACGAUUUGAUUGAACUUUCUUUGUUAAAGUUGCAUUUUUUAAACGGUUAACGUCGAAGCGUAUAUCAAUUCAAAGACAUUCACGACUUUCAGUUUGCAUUUAAAAACUUGAUUUGCUGAUGUAAAUAUCAUGAACGGGAUAACGACUUCGUGAUGUUUUGAUUGAUGGGUGGAUAGGAAGAUUUUGCUAAGUGAGGUUGUAAAUGUCAUUAUUGUUAUUUGUAUAUUAAACUAUUUUAUAUAAAAUAAAGCCAUCUUUCAUUUGUCUGUGACUUGUUAGAUAUG